Messenger RNA from Scophthalmus maximus (turbot), 2356 nucleotides. Its product is annotated as SH3 and cysteine-rich domain-containing protein 3-like. The record is from RefSeq and is a predicted model, not a curated record. The transcript is spliced from 13 exons. Bases 256 to 1296 code for a protein of 346 amino acids. Gene Ontology annotation, cellular component: extrinsic component of cytoplasmic side of plasma membrane. Gene Ontology annotation, molecular function: protein binding. Gene Ontology annotation, biological process: skeletal muscle contraction; positive regulation of protein localization to plasma membrane; positive regulation of voltage-gated calcium channel activity. Lineage: Eukaryota; Metazoa; Chordata; Actinopteri; Pleuronectiformes; Scophthalmidae.
CCUGUUGGAGCCUCAUUUGGAAAGUUGAGCAACAAAAGGAACGACAAGGCCGGUAGAAAAAGCUGGAAAGAGUCGUCGUCCCCCCCCCAGCAGUUGACAGCACUAUCAGAACUCCGUCACUUUAAAAGAAGUGGAAGUCAAGUUGUUUUUUACGAAACAGAGGGGACGCCGGUGUGUUCUCCGUCUCCGGUGACAUCUGCUGGUCGAAAAUCUCCCCGACACCUGGAAGAGCAGCGCCUCGGCCGACCAAACAGCAUGGCUCAUUACGACCCGUUGGAUGACAAGGACUCUGUGGAUAUUCACGACAACCUGCCUCUCCCCGACAACGCGGUGAAAGAGGAGGACAACACGGUCUACUUCGUCUACGACGAGGAGGUAGAAGAGGAGGAGAAAGAGGAGCCUCCUCCCCCGGAGCCGGUGAGACCGGUGAACGACAGGCCGCACAAGUUCAAGGACCACUACUGCAAGACGCCAAAGUUUUGCGACGUCUGCGCGCGCAUGAUCGUUUUGAACAACAAGUUUGCGCUGCGAUGUAAGAAUUGCAAAACCAGCAUCCACCACCAGUGUCAGUCCUACGUGGAGUUCCAGAAGUGUUUUGGCAAAAUUCCUCCGGGAUUCCGGCGAGCGUACAGCUCUCCUCUGUACAGCAGUCAGCAGAAUGCGACAGUCUCCCAGCUGCUGCCCUUUUCACAGUCGAACCGCACUGACCCCGUGUUUGAGACGCUGCGCACCGGCGUCAUCAUGGCCAACAAGGAGCGGAAGAAAGGCCCGGAGGACAAGAAGAACGUGAUGAUGAUGAUGAUGGAGGAAGAUGAGUCCCAGCCCAAACAGGAGGAUGAGGGAGGUGAAGGAGCGAACACGGAGGGAGACAAAAGGGGCGACAAAGCUCCUGCUGACGACAAGAGUAAAAAGCUUCAGCCGGGGAAGAUCGGUGUGUUCAGUCAGUCCCACUACUAUCUGGCUCUCUAUCGCUUCAAGGCCGUGGAGAAAGACGACCUGGACGUGCUUGCCGGGGACCGAAUCACAGUGACAGACGACUCCAAUGAAGAGUGGUGGAGGGGGAAGAUCGGAGAGAGAACGGGCUUCAUACCUGCCAACUACAUCAUCCGAGUGCGAGCAGGGGAGAUGGUCUACAAGGUGACGCGCUCCUUUGUCGGCAACAGAGAGAUGGGCCAGAUCACUCUGAAGAAAGACCAGAUAGUGGUGAAGAAGGGGGAGGACGUGAACGGCUACCUGAAGGUCAGCACGGGACGCAAGCUCGGCUUCUUCCCCGCCAACCUGCUGCAGGAGAUCUGAGGAGGACCAGCAGGCGUCAGGCGUCACGUCGAAGCUCCUGCCAGCGCUCAUGGUGCCAAUAAGCAGCGAUGCUGUAGCACGUCAUUUCUUUUUGAUUUCAAACACACUCUCAUUUGUUCCUUUUACAACGUCGUACAUCACAACACAAAGCUUACAUGCACAAGCAGACCUAUUAUUAUUAUUAUUAUUAUUAUUAUUAUUAUUAUUAUAUACCAGACUAUUUAGUUGUGACAUUUAAGCAGUUACCAUCAAAAGAGACCAGGGUUAUGACUGUAAUGAAAAAGGUUGAAGAUCAUUUGCCUAUUUCUUUUAUUUUGGGUACAUUGUUUUCAGGCUUAUACAAACGAUGGGAGUGUCUAGUAGCAGAUUAAGCAUUAUUACUUAUCUUCAUUUAAUAGAAAAGCGAUUUCAUAUUUGUUUUUUUGCAUAUAAAGACCCAGCAUUUCUGUUUGCCUCUUCAUAUUAUAAUCAUUUUUGUAACAGCAGUGGAAAUCUUUCUUGAGUGCCAAGUGUCACACAAGCAGAAAGAAAAAAAAUGGGGGGGAAUUUGUGCAAAGGUGCAGAAAUUUGUUGUCACAUUGUUAUUAGUGUCAUUCAUGGGCAGAGGCGAGAAUUUAUCCAUUUGCUCACAUGUCGGGGAGCAAAGAUUCAGAUGAGGCGGAGGCAUUUUUCUACAACUUCAAAGGGAUGCUGAGCUAUUUUCUCCAUGUACCCUGGGUGCAGUGUAAUUAGCCAAAGGAACCAGUGUGGGGAUGGUUUGCUGUGUAUAGGGAGAUCAGGAAUGCGGGGAAUGGCAUCUGUUUGUCCGUGGAGACAUUCCGGUGUUGACAACGGGCCUGGAUAACACGGCACCGAGACAAACAGACACAGUUUCACUUUUUUGACCUAACUUCUGAUUGUCCUCUGAGUGCUAUUAGUGAAGAAUCCUUCCUUUCUUUGUUCUUCUUCUGCUCUUUCUCCAUUUGUUUGCCUAGUUUAGAUUGAUUCACUCAGUCUGAACCUGUUUGUUUGCUUUCUUCUCCCUUACACACACGCACACGCACGUACACACACACACGCA